AUGCGAUCAACUGCAGUUCUCAUUGUCGGCGCAGGUCCUACCGGCCUCACUUUGGCCCUUGAACUUUCUCUUCAGAAAAUUCCAUUUAUCUUAAUCGAUCCUCUCUUCACCCAGUCCCCUAAUUCUCGCGCUCUCGUCCUUCACACACGUUCCGUGGAACUUUUCUCUCGACAUCCCUCUCUCGUAUCGAAUCUCCUUCCUCUCUGCAAACAAAAUAUCGGCUUAAGUUUUUAUGUCAACAAGAAGAAUGCAUUCGAAAUGGAUCUCACCCGGGAAAAUAUGGGUGUGCUUGACACAGAGUAUUCAGGACCUUAUUUUCUCAGUCAGGGCGAGACAGAAUCAUGUCUUGAAAAGCAAUUAGAAGAAUAUGGAGGCAAAGUGGAGAGGGGAACAAAAGCCAUGUCCAUUGUUCAGGAUAAUACUGGUGUUUCAGUUCGGGUUAAACAAGUAAGGCAAGAUGGCUACGAAGAAUCUGACGAGGAAGAGAUUCGCUGUCAAUACAUUGUUGGAUGUGACGGAUCACAUUCCAUGGUUCGGAAAUCGGCCGAUUUGAAAUUCGAAGGCUCUGCAUACCAAUCGGAUUUCAUACUGGCAGACGUGAAGCUGAAUUGGGAGUAUGCCUCGGAUCGAUUGACGUUGUUCAUGGGAAAUGAAUUUAUGAUGUGUUUACCACUCAAAGAUGGAGUUCACCGACUUGUAUUAAAUGUUCCCAAUUCAAAGAAAGAUGAGUCGACUUACGGAGAGGCCAAAGAUGACGUACCUACUCUUAAAGAGUUUGAAGAAGCCUUCAAAAGACUUGCUAAGGGGGAUAUUGAACUCGAGAAUCCUCCUAUAUGGAUUACAAGAUUUAAACUUCAUCAUAGGCUUGCCGAUUCCUUUCGCAAUGGUCGUAUAUUCAUCGCUGGAGAUGCAGCGCAUAUCCACUCGCCGGCUGGUGGUCAGGGGAUGAACACAGGUAUUCAGGAUGCCAUCAAUCUCGGCUGGAAACUCGGCGCUGUUCUUCGGAACCAAAGGAAAGAAAGCUUUCUCGACUCCUAUAGUAUUGAACGACAUCGCGUGGGCGUCAAUCUCUUGAAAGGUACAGACCAGGUCUUCGAAUUCAUGGCCACAACCAAUCCCAUUUAUCUCUAUCUACGCAACACUCUCUUCCCAUGGAUGGCUCCGAUUGCUUUUAAAAAGGGUACAAAUCGCGCUAGGAGAUAUCGAUUUAUCACACAACUGGGAAUACGAUAUCGACAUUCGUCUGUUUGUAGAACUGCAAGUGCAUAUUAUGGCCCCAGAAGAGGAGGUGAUCGCGCGCCUGACGGAAAAAUAGUGUUACCUGAUACUCAAGAGCAGACGAAUCUAUACUCGUUAUUCAAGGGGCCAACGCAUCACUUGUUACUAUUUUCAGGAUUGGGGAGAGAGUCAAUGGAUGCUCAGGAUUUAUUAGAGACGGUUGGAACAGACUUUCCGGAAAAGGAACAAAGUUGGUUGAGGAUCCAUAGGAUUGUGGGUGGAGACAAAAAAGGAGGAGAUGGGAUUUAUGAUGAAGCAGGCAUUCUACAUGAGAGGUAUGGGUUUGUAAAUGAACCGGGUUACGUUUGUGUUAGGCCUGAUGCUUAUAUUGAAUAUAUUGGGACAAUGAAGGGACUAGCAGAAUGGAAAGCAAGUUUGCUUUUAUGA
Botrytis byssoidea is the source of this 1665-nucleotide messenger RNA. RefSeq lists its product as uncharacterized. The transcript has a single exon. NCBI's taxonomy places the organism in Eukaryota, Fungi, Ascomycota, Leotiomycetes, Helotiales, Sclerotiniaceae. Gene Ontology annotation, molecular function: FAD binding. Bases 1 to 1665 code for a protein of 554 amino acids. The record is from RefSeq and is a predicted model, not a curated record.